CGCGGCAUUCGAUAGAUGGAGGCGUGGCAGCGCGACCGCAUCGUGGCCUUCUACGAGUCGCACAACCCCGAGAAUGUGAAAAACAUACCAGAGAUCUUGCGAGUGUUUGCCGGGCGCGAGGACGUGCUGUGUGCCAAGCUGCACAAGAAGUACGGGUGCUCGCCGGACAUCGUGGCAAAGGAGGACAAUGAGCUAUCGGCAGCAGCAUCAUAUGAUCCAAACUUUGUGCCAAAGACUGCACCUCCGUCGAGAGGCGGACCGUUCGACUGCCGAAGCGCGUCAUUCAACGCCCACUUGGCGCUAGUGCGAAAUCGGCUGGACGGCGCUUCCCUCCAUCACCCCGCGCUGGACAACUUGUACAAGUGCCGCAUGCUGUUACCACCUCGGGACCCGCAGUUCAUCCAGCCCAAAGUCAAACCUGCGACACCGUCUGUAACAACCGACAGGAAAUCGAAAAGCACGGUGGCUCCAAAGAAACCCCCCGUCUUGCACGCCAUCGCAGAUUUGCACUCGACGGGGCCACUGAGCCUUCUUCAUCGGUGCUUGGUAGCCAAAGCCAGGGUCGUGGUGGUUCUGCGGCGCAUCAGCAGCAUACGUGGCACAUGUACGGGAUACCUGAAAGGGUUCGACAAACACAUGAACCUGGUGCUCAUGGACGUCAUGGACAAGUUCGCCCCAGUCCACGCCCAACAGCAAGAAGCGCCGACGGUGACGCGGCAUAUAAGGCAGCUCCUCAUCCGAGGGGACAAUGUCGUGUUGGUGUACCCGACCCAGCCGCUUAUGCCUCAGCAAAAUACUAGUAGCACUGGCUCAUGAUAUAACACAACCACGGCAUCUCUUUGUUCGUAGUACUUGUCGUUGAACAGUAACUAACUCUCGAUGGUCAUAUUAAAU
Molecule: messenger RNA, 894 nt
Organism: Aphanomyces astaci
Lineage: Eukaryota; Oomycota; Saprolegniomycetes; Saprolegniales; Verrucalvaceae
Exons: 5
Coding region: 16-816 (266 amino acids)
Biological process (GO): mRNA 3'-end processing by stem-loop binding and cleavage
Cellular component (GO): U7 snRNP
Molecular function (GO): U7 snRNA binding
Source: RefSeq, a predicted model, not a curated record